AUGGAUUACCUUGAUGACGAAACAACAGAAACAUUAUUAAUGAAAUAUGGGUGCUCAAAUAAUCUUCCUGUUGUUCCAGAUAUACAAAAACCUUCAUCAUUAGAAGAAUCUAUCGAAAAAGCAGGAAAAUACGUCCUAAAAUUAAGAGAUAAAAGAUUUCCUGCAGAUAUUCCUGUUGGAUCUACACCAGGAUCUGUCUACAAGCAAGCAUAUAUCGAAGUGCAAAAGAAAAAUCAGUCACAAGCUAAUGAUAUAUUUAAAUUUCCUUCUCAUCUAGUUGAUGACCCAACAGUUGAAGGGUGGUAUCAUAUGACGCAUGUUACACAGAUUCUGAAAGAAAUUAACUCUCUUCCAUAUAAAGAUAUCGUGAAAAAGAGUGAAAUGAUUAAAUUAUUUCAAGAAAAAGUCAUUAAUCUCGUAAAAAUUAUGAAGAAAGACGGUCUUAUUGUCGCCAAUACCAGAAAAAAACCUUCAACUGUCGCAAUCGAUUACUUUGUUAAAGAAUUAAACAAAUGUCGCAAAGAGCUCAUCGAUAAGUCGAUCAAAGAGAAUCAAAUAGACAACGAUUUGCUUACCGGCGAUGUCGUAAAUGAAUUUAUUUCCCCUCAAAAAUCAACUCUUCGACCUGGUCGCUUGAAAGUACCAACUUUUCCAGAAGAAGAUGGUGCCAUUGAAGAGAAAAUUACGCGUAGUAUUGCUUUCGCUGAAAGCGCUCUUCCUCCUUCGUAUCGCUACACUGAUUUAUGUUUGAAUGACGAGUCGAGGAAAGAUUUUCAUAGAGGACUGAAGAAAACACUUAACGCAUUUAGCGAAUUCUUCGAACCAAUACCAAAAGAAAAAGCGCAAACAGUUCCCGUUUCUCCGAGAGAUGAUUUCCUUCCACCGCCAAUUUUACCGAAAACACCACUUAGAGUUCUCACAAGACCGGUCUCCCGCAUCAAUACACCUAAAAAGGUGAUACUUAAACCGCAAACAAAACCGCCAAAAAUUAUCAAUGUCUGGCAUAUGACGGAUCCGAUCGCCAAAUUCAGAAAUGGCGUCUUUGUUGAUGAACUAAAGGAAAUGUCGCACGUAAUUGGCAAUCUGGAAAUUCCUCCCUCUGAAAUUGAUUCAAAUGAAAAUUUAAUUCCGGAUGUUCUGAAAGUUGGAAACACCCAAGCCGAACAACCGGAUAACCAGCCGAAUAUGAUGAACGAUACAUGGAAUACUGACCUUGACGAUAAGAAAUCUAUCGACGAUAAAAGUAAGGAAAAACUAAAUGUUCCAUUGAUCAACGAGGAACAUAAACCAGAUCCUUACUUUAUACAGUAUGUAAGUAACGCGAUAACUUCAGCAGAAAGCGCAAAAGAGUUAUUAUCUCAUUACGAGCUCAACAAAAACGAUCAAGCUGGAACAUCUACGGAAGAGAUAUUCCAGAAUAUAUGGAAGCAAUUGGGCUUUUCUAUGAGGCAAAGAUUAGAAAUGUUAGUAAAAUACACAAAUUCUUCAGAUGAAGCAUCAAAACUCACAGAUUCUCUUCCAACAUGGGAGAAAGCACUUCAAGAAUACCAACACUAUACGAAAUGUUAUACAGAACUUCGAGAUUUUAUUCGAUUCGAAUAUGCUCCAGGAGUUAACGAUAGAAAGCUCAACGAACUACACGUGAACAUACAGAGAUCUGAAGAAGCGCUUACAAACGUCGCAACUACGUUAAGAGAAAACUACGGCGAUGAAUUAAUCAUUCACAGGAAAAGCUCAGCAUCGUUGAUACAACUACAUCAAGCUAAAAUCCGAAAUCUACUACAAGAAAAGCAUAUUGCUUAA
Trichomonas vaginalis G3 is the source of this 1803-nucleotide messenger RNA. RefSeq names its product coiled-coil domain-containing protein 87 family. The record is from RefSeq and is a predicted model, not a curated record. The transcript has a single exon. The coding region runs from base 1 to 1803 and encodes 600 amino acids. Lineage: Eukaryota; Parabasalia; Trichomonadida; Trichomonadidae.